ACAUGAGUGAAAGAUUAAAAAUCAUAGCCAAGAAAAAUAUAAUAAUUAUAAAAACUAAAAGAAUGAGAGUUAGCGAGCGAGAGAGAGGGAGAUAAACUCCGACGCCAGAAAACAAAGCUCCCAUCUGAUUUGCAGAGCCGCAGAGAAUCCAAAGGACGACGAAAUACUGAAACGGAGAGAGAGAGAGAGAGAGAGAGAGAGAGAAUAAGAAUGCGCAGCACUGAAACAGCUCAAGAAAAAGAGAGACAGUGUAUGUCUAUGUCUUAAAUUUCAAAAUUCCUAUCAAGUCCUUUUUCUUCUUAUCCACUCCGGAUCUCAUUUUCGUUCUGGAGCUCUUUUUCGUGGGCGAACUCUUAUUUUCAGUUGGAACUCUUACCGUUUUGUGUUUUUUUGACAAAAAUCUUGGUUCCGAAACAAAGAUAUUGACCAUUAGUACAUCGGAUUCACAAUUUCACAUCAGUGAACCUUUGGUUUGGUUCAGUAUUAUUGGACCGAGUUUUUUUUUUGGGGACUUCGGAGCUCAGAUUGUCGAUAAACAUUGUCUUUUUGGGCGUUGAAUUUGUUUCUUAUUGACGAAGGAACAACAAGGCGUGGGAUCGGAAUGGGGGUUUUGUGAAUUUGCCAGCUUUGGUUUAAAUCAGCUAAGAAAUGUUUGAGGGGCGGUGCCUGGUCUCGAGGGCGUUUUCGAGUGCAGGAGCCAAGUGGUCUUACAUGCCUUACCGGCCCGAUAUCACCAACGGGAAGCGCCCAUUGGAAAUCGACGGUGAGGACGAACGCGAAUGUCAACAGAGGAGGCUGUGUAGGUCGUUGGAGCAUGAGCAAUCUGAUGAGCGUGGUGGUGGAGGAGGAGGGGAUUCUUCGGAUUCGGAGUCGGAGACGGAUUCAAAUACGGAUUCGAAUACGGAUUCCCUUAUCAAUCCUAUUGGCAGAGACAACUCCAUCAGCUGCCUCAUGAACUGCUCGAGGUCCGAUUACGGUGCGAUUGCCUCGUUGAACCGGAGCUUCAGGUCCUUGAUUCGGAGCGGCGAGCUGUACCAGCUGCGGCGGAAGAACGGUGUGAUCGAGCACUGGAUUUACUUCUUGUGCAACCUCCUUGAAUGGGAGGCGUUCGAUCCGAUUCGUCACCGGUGGAUGCUUUUGCCGAGAAUGACCUCGAACGAGUGCUUCAUGUGUUCGGAUAAGGAGUCCUUGGCUGUGGGCACUGAGCUUCUUGUCUUUGGUAAAGAUGUGACCUCCCAUGUCAUCUAUAGAUAUAGUCUUCUGACGAACUCGUGGUCCUCCGGGAUGAGAAUGAACGCACCCAGAUGCUUGUUUGGGUCUGCCAGCCUUGGGGAGAUUGCGAUUCUAGCUGGUGGGUGUGAUUCACAGGGGGAGAUCUUGAGCUCCGCGGAGCUAUAUAAUUCUGAGACUCAAACUUGGGAGACACUCCCGAGCAUGAAUAAGCCAAGGAAGAUGUGCUCGGGGGUGUUCAUGGACCGCAAAUUUUACGUGAUUGGUGGAAUCGGAGGGCCCGAUUCGAAGGUUCUUAUGUGCGGAGAGGAGUACAAUUUGGAGACUAGGACUUGGAGAGAAAUUCCUAACAUGUCUCCUGGACGGAGUGGUGCGGCCAGGGAGAAUGAGAUGCCUGCCACUACAGAGGCUCCGCCUCUGGUUGCAGUGGUGGCUAAUGAAUUGUAUGCGGCGGAUUAUGCAGACAUGGUGGUGAGGAAGUAUGACAAGGAAAUGCAAGAGUGGAUUACUGUGGGGGGAUUGCCUGAACGGGCGGUCUCGAUGAAUGGUUGGGGUCUAGCUUUUAGGGCUUGUGGAGACAUGCUCAUAGUGAUUGGUGGACCUAGGGCUUUGGGUGAAGGUUUUAUUGAGCUCAACUCAUGGGUUCCGAGUGAAGGCCCUCCGCAGUGGAACUUGCUUGCGAGAAAGUUAUCGGGUAACUUCGUCUAUAACUGUGCUGUGAUGGGUUGCUGAAGGGAUGGGAUUUUUUGCGGUGCCAUGUUUACUGUGAUGGUGCCUUUGCUCACAGUGAUAUGUACAAGAUUGAUUUGUCUUUCUUCGACACAGGAGUCCCGCUAAUUGGUAAUUUUCUUCCCCCCUUCUUUAUUUUUCAGAUCUUUUCACUUUUUCGGUGAGAGAGACGGGGAAGAAUUUCAGAUUUUACUCAUGAUUCAAUAGAAUGUUUCCUUGGAAGGAGGUCUUGAGUUUUCAAUUUUUUUUUUUCAUUUUUAAACUUUUAUUUAUGUUUUCCUCCAUUGAAUUUAUAUCUUCCCCCCAUUUUUAGUGACAUGAGAAAUCUCAGAAGGUUGGCGUCAUGUAGCACAGGAAUAGAUUCAAUAAUUUGAACUUUCAAGUACCAACACAUUGGUAGGUUGUCUCCAGUGUUUGCUCAAGCUUUUUAAAGAAACACACAACUAGUUAUAUGGGUUUUCUUGAUAUUGUCUCCACUGUAGCAAAUAAGUUCUCAAAGAUUGUUAUCUUGGACGUGGCAUAUGUACUGUUCCAAAUUAUCGUUGCAAUCAAUGGGCUAUUUAUUUCA
Messenger RNA from Alnus glutinosa, 2527 nucleotides. RefSeq names its product F-box/kelch-repeat protein SKIP11-like. The transcript is spliced from 3 exons. NCBI's taxonomy places the organism in Eukaryota, Viridiplantae, Streptophyta, Magnoliopsida, Fagales, Betulaceae. Gene Ontology annotation, cellular component: nucleus. The record is from RefSeq and is a predicted model, not a curated record. Gene Ontology annotation, molecular function: protein binding. Bases 649 to 1962 code for a protein of 437 amino acids.